ACUCUACGACUAGAAAAUUUCUUUUACUGGUCUCUCUCUCUAUAAGAAACCCUUCUAAAAAUAGAUAAAACAAAACACUGUUGCACUUGAAAUUCUGUUUCUUCAUGGUUACCUGGUCUUUCGAGUCUAACACCACUCGUCGUUACUCUGUUUUUAGCUGAAACAACGAGAAAUUUUAGUGUCUUCAGUAAUCAAAAACCAACUUCUCUUUUUUUUUCUUUUUCAUUUGAAGAGAGAAAGGUUUUGAUUUCUAUUUCAUUUCAUAAGAAUUAAGAUCCAAAUCAAAGAUGGGUCUUUGUGUUUGUGAUCGUUGACAAAUAGGUCAAUUAGCUUAAGGAAAAUGGCCUCGUUACGACCUAGUUUUGGAUCUGUUCUUAGAGAUCGCAACCAACGGCACAAUGACGAUGUUGUUUUCAAGAAGAAUCUGAAAGCUCAAGUGAAAACUGCUCCUCCGGCCAUCUCCGACGAGAGCUCGGAGAACAGAGUUGAUUCUUUGAUCGGAAACAAGCGGAAAAAGAACAAUAAAAGCCGUCCUGGAUCGCCGGAGAAACCACGGACUAGAAAAGGAAACAACUUUUCCGACAAUCUUGGAGGAGCUUCUUCUCUUGUGCAGAUAUGGGAGGCGAGGCUAAAUCGAUCCAACGGCGGAAACUCGGCUAUCCAUAGCCAAUCAAUAGAGAUCAGCUCAGAAGCGAGCGUUCAAGAAAUACACCUUUUAGCUCCAUCCAUCGACGGAGAAUCUGAAUCAGAGAACGAAUCCAAGAGUCCUGAUCAGACGGUGGAGAUUGAAUCUGGGACUCUCAAUUCGGUUUCUGAUAUUAUCCGGAGAUUGAGUAACGAACAGAAGCUAACCGCCAGCAAUAAUGGCGGUGCAGUCGAUAUGCCGAUCGUUAAAACGCCGACGCUGGAGAAAAGCAGUUUUCAGGUGGUUACUUGCUCUCCGCGAAUUCGAGGAAGGCAAGCUUACUCCGAUCUGCUUGUGCAUCUGGAACGCGAACGUCACCGCGAAUUGGAAUCACUUCUUGGACGCAACGCAGUUUCUAGGUUUCCUCAACGUGGUCGCCUCCAGUCAAUGUUGCGGCUAAGGAGUCUCAAACGCGGCCUAGCGAUUCAAGAUCGUCAUCGUGGUACCACAAAAAGCGAUUUGAAUCGCUUCCAACCUAGUUCUACAAUUCUCCAUCUAAGAGAAAAACUCCGGGAAAAAGCAGCAAACGCUGCCGCUGAAGCCGGACUAAAGAAGGGUCAACAAUCCACCGUAGAAACAGAGAGCAUGCAGUCAAAAGAAACCAGUGGUAUUCUUCAUUCUCCUUCUACAGAGCGGUUAAGUCCUCAAAAACGCAACAUAGAGGAAGCAAUCUUACGCAAGAACGAAACUGAAACCAAAAUGAGUUACCUUCAGCUGAAAAAAGCCAUAGUAGCAGAAGUAUUGGAAAGAGAAUCUGAUAACACUAGUCCUCUCACCAGCGUAACUCCUCAAGAACCGCGGAUACUAAGGAACGAGGAAGCGGGGAAACUAGAAAGCGGUACAGAGGGAACUCAAGAGACACCGUUCCUUGAGACACAAGAAAUGUCAUUCCAAAGCGGAUGGGAAGAGCAAGAAGAGUAUGAGGAUGAGCAGUCUUAUUACGGAGACAUGAGCUAUGACUGGUUUACAGAAAUAUCUAGGCCUCGGACUUAUUGGGAAGAUCUGAGGAAAUCUCGGUAUCUGGAAGUGAUGAACACUAAAUCUGACAAGGACGAUAUAUGCAGACUUCUUGAGAGAAGAACGGUUUCGGGUUUCCUCCAAAGCGGAUUACGAGAGAAGAUCGAUAAGCUCAUAAUGUCCCGUGUUCAGAUACAUCCGGCUCACCGGAUUGAAGAAGCAACUAAAGAGGAAGAGAAAUAUGACAUAGGAGAAGAAAAAGAUGAAGACAGAGAUGACUUGAGCCAAUCAUCAUCACAGAUAUUUGCACCGUCUCCGGCAGGAUCAUGGAGUUCUCUGGACACAGGAGUUACUUCCACACCAACGCACAAUCUUCAUUCCACUCUCCAACUAGAAAUGUCUGAGCUACGAGACUCUGUCAAAACGUGUUUGGACGUCAAUGCUAGCCUUCAAAAGUCGGUUCACCUGGAAAAUCCCUUUAAACGCAAAUGCUGCGUUUGUAACGAAACGCAAGUUGAAACACUUUUAUACAGGUGUGGGCACAUGUGCACAUGCCUGAGAUGCGCAAACGAACUACAAUAUAAUGGCGGGAAAUGCCCGAUUUGUCAUGCCAAGAUUCUAGACGUUGUUCGCGUUUUCGUCGAUUCAAGAACCUGAAAUUCAUAAAACCAAGGGUUCAAAACGCUAACAAUACUUCACUUUAUCUAUAACAUGUUUUUUUUAUUCCUCUGUUUGCUUUCAAGUUUGACUGGAGCGCGUUUGCGUUUUGGAUCUGCGUCCAAGAUUCAUACCUAUGGUUUUUAUAGGUGAAUCACUAACCCAAUCUAUUUUCUUGACGUUGAAGUUUUCGUCUUGUAAAAAUACUCUACACAUGCCUCCUUUCACUUUCCUUUCCAUCAAUUUGGAACAGGAUUUGUAGAAUGUACGAGGUUUAGUAUUUACCGAUUAUUCUAUAUUCUGUUGUAUGUACCAAUCUUUUUUUUUAAAUGAAAGAAAAAUUUGUGU
Molecule: messenger RNA, 2647 nt
Organism: Arabidopsis thaliana (thale cress)
Lineage: Eukaryota; Viridiplantae; Streptophyta; Magnoliopsida; Brassicales; Brassicaceae
Gene: EDA18
Product: RING/U-box superfamily protein
Exons: 6
Coding region: 341-2299 (652 amino acids)
Source: RefSeq, marked reviewed